This is a messenger RNA of Calliphora vicina (urban bluebottle blowfly), 638 nucleotides long. RefSeq lists its product as uncharacterized. Lineage: Eukaryota; Metazoa; Arthropoda; Insecta; Diptera; Calliphoridae. The transcript has a single exon. The coding region runs from base 15 to 638 and encodes 207 amino acids. The record is from RefSeq and is a predicted model, not a curated record.
UCUAAAGAAUUAUAAUGGCACAAUUUAAAAAGAUUUCAUUGGUUAUCUUGGUCUUGGCUAUUGUAGCCUGCUCGGCUGAGCCAGCUAGAAAUCGCCAACGACAGGCUGUGAGAAAAUUACAACCACUGAGACAACGCUCAGCAGUACAGCAGAAACGUGUUUUAGCUAGACAAGAAGCUGUAACACCUUAUCCUUCUGCUGAUGAAUUGAAACCAGAAGUUGCCUUCGAAGAGGGAAACCAACCCGAUGAAGUAUAUGGACCACCCGAUGAGACCUAUGGCCCACCCGAACUCGAUGAAACUCCUGCCGAUCAGUUGCCUUCAGAAGAGGAUCCCGAAGAAUUUGCUCCCAAUCCCGAUGCUGAAGAAUUCCAACCCGCUGAAGAAGAGACAGUGGAUCCAGCAAAGGAAGAACAGGUCUCAAGACUUAACAACCGCAGAAAAUCCAACAAGAAAAACAUUGCAUCUCGUUUAGUCCAAAAGAAGAAAUCACAAAAGUCCCAACGCUUGGUAGUUGCUCCAGCACCUGUUGUUGCUGCUGCAGCCCUCCCCGUCGCGCUGCCUUACACGGCCCAAUCUAAACAAUACUUCUUCCUGAACCAACCUUUCGCUUACACUGCCCAGUAUCAAGCCUGGUAA